Messenger RNA from Sebastes umbrosus (honeycomb rockfish), 6118 nucleotides. RefSeq names its product laminin, gamma 3 (gene lamc3). The record is from RefSeq and is a predicted model, not a curated record. NCBI's taxonomy places the organism in Eukaryota, Metazoa, Chordata, Actinopteri, Perciformes, Sebastidae.
AUUCCACUCCACAGAGGGAGAACAUAUGUGGAGACUCACCAGAGAGUAGACACACAAAGCUCUCACACUGGACUUGUUUCAUGUUGUUGGAUUACUUCUCUCAUGUGUUUGUGUCUUUGAAGGAGAGUGUAUGAAUGUGAAAGUUUGUGUGUGAAGUGUGAAUGUAAUUUUAGACAUGGAUACAUCCUCUGCUGUGAGCUCUCUUCUCCCGGCCCUUCUACUCUCUCUCCAUCUACACUGCCACCUCCUUGUUUGGGCCGCAAUGGACUCCUGCUUUGAUGAGGAGGGCACCCCGAGCCGUUGCAUGCCCAAGUUUGAGAAUGUGGCCUUCAAUCGCACCGUGGUGACCUCUAAUGUGUGCGGCUCCCCGCCUGAGGACUACUGCAUGCAGACUGGCUCAACGCGCUCAUGCCACCACUGUGACGCGUCAGAUCCGGACCUGAGCCACAAUGUGAGCCUCCUGACUGACUUCCACAGGAACGAGGAGCCCACGUGGUGGCAGAGCCAGUCCAUGUACUAUGGUAUCCAGCACCCUAACUCUGUCAACCUCACCCUCCACCUGGGGAAGGCUUUCGAGAUAACCUAUAUACGACUGAAAUUCUACACCAGUCGACCGGAGAGCUUCGCCAUCUACAAGCGCACUGAAGAGGAUGGGCCCUGGUUGCCUUAUCAGUAUUACAGCGCCUCUUGUAGGAAGACCUAUGGGAAGGAUGCUAAGGCUUACAUUCGGCCAGGAGAUGAUGAGAGGAAUGCUUUAUGUACUGAUGAGUUCAGUGAUAUCUCUCCGCUCACUGGAGGAAACGUGGCUUUCUCCACCCUGGAGGGACGGCCCAGUGCAUACAACUUUGACCAAAGCCUGGUGUUGAAGGAAUGGGUGACAGCCACUGACCUGCUCAUCUCUUUGGACCGGCUGAACACCUUUGGAGAUGAGUUCUUCAAGGACGCUAAAGUGUUGCGCUCGUACUUCUAUGCCAUCUCUGAUUUCUCUGUGGGCGGCAGAUGUAAGUGUAACGGUCACGCCAGCGAGUGCGUUGAGGGGGAACAUCGGGGCCUGGUCUGUUCCUGCCAACAUCACACGGUGGGAGACGACUGCCAGAGAUGUCACCCCUUUUACCAGGACAGACCCUGGGCCAGGGCCACUGGGGACGCCGCCAACGAGUGUCUGAAGUGUAACUGCAGUGGGAGGUCAGAUGAGUGUGUGUUUGACAUGGAGCAGUACCGGAGCAGCGGCAGUGGGGGGCGCUGUGUGAGCUGCAGAGACAACACUGAUGGGCCCCAUUGUGAGCGCUGCAGAGAGAACCACUACAGGAGAUCUGCUGAAGAGCCCUGCCUACCCUGCAACUGCAAUAUUAACGGUUCAGUGAGUCUGCAGUGUGAUGUAGAAGGAAGGUGUGCGUGUCGAGUUGGCGUGACAGGGGAGAAGUGUGACACAUGUCGGGCUGGCUUUCACUCGCUUGGUCCUAGUGGCUGCAGGCCGUGUGAGUGUGACCCCAGCGGGAGUGUGGACGACUGCUCUCCUCUGGACGGACGUUGCCACUGUAAGCCAAACGUGGAGGGACAGAGCUGUGGCAGAUGCAAGCCAGGCUUUUUCAACCUCCAACAAGUAAACCCAGCAGGCUGCCAAGCGUGUUUCUGCUUUGGCCACUCGCUGGCCUGCUCCUCAUCCAAUCAUUAUGCUGCUGUCAACAUCACGUCUGACUUCAUCGAAGAUCAGGAUGGCUGGUCGGGAGAGUUCUCCGGAGGGCAGGAGUACCCCCUGCUGUGGAAGGAAGGUGAAGUCUACCUGUUGCCUCUCACCGAGGAAGACAUCGGCUUCUACAAAGCCCCCGACAAAUUCCUGGGUCAUCAAGUCUACAGCUACGGCCAGCUCCUCUCCAUCACCUUCACCUCUGAGACCACCGAGCUGCUCCCCGACCACGUCACCUUGCUCCUCCAAGGCUCUGGAGUCGCCUUUUCUGCUGACCUUUCACCCCAACCAGUGCUUGACCUUGACCCCGGCCUCACAUCACGGCACUCCUUCAUUGUCAGGCUUCAUGAAAAUGAGAGGCGAUUUAAACCUCCAUCGUCUGCCUUGGAGUUCCAACAACUCCUUUACAACCUGACAGCUCUCCAAAUCAGCAACGCUGGAGGACAGAACUACACAUCGCAGCUCGCGGGGGUCACCCUGACCUCAGCUUCCAUCUCCUCCGGUCCGGCCGACCCUCCGGCCCCGUGGGUGGAAUCUUGUUCCUGUCCCCCGGGUUUUGCAGGCCAGUUUUGUGAGCGUUGCGCUCCGAGAUUCACCCGGGAAGACCCUGGCAGAGGGCCCCUCUCAACAUGUGUGCCAUGCGACUGCCACCAGCAUGGGACCUGUCAUCCAGAGACAGGUGUGUGUGAGUGCUCAGACUUCACCACUGGGGUGACCUGUGAGCACUGCCUGGAUGGUUACUAUGGCAACGCUUUGAUUGGCACGGCUGGUGAUUGUCAGCAUUGCCCUUGCCCGGACCGUACCAGCUGUGCCGAAAUUGCGGAGACAGGACAGGUGGUCUGUACAAACUGCCCUGCAGGACGGACAGGGAUGCGCUGUCAGAUGUGUGAAGAUGGUUACCAUGGUGACCCCCUGGGACAAUCGGGUGCAGCUCGACCGUGUGUGAGGUGUGACUGCAAUGGCAACGUGGACUUCAACGCGGUGGGAAUAUGUGACCACAUCAACGGGCGAUGUCUGAAAUGCCUGAGACACACAGAGGGCGACCAGUGCCAACGCUGCCAGCGGGGUUUCUACGGCGAUGCCCUGAGCCAGACAGCUGGCCAGAAGUGCAAGCCGUGCAGCUGCAAUCCUGGCGGAACCUCUGGGCACGUGAAUGAAUGCCACCCUCUGACAGGAAAUUGCCAGUGCCUCGGUCAUGUGACCAGACGGGACUGCAGUUAUUGUGAAGUUGGCUUCUUCAACCUCCAACCAGGUGUAGGAUGUGAGAGGUGCAAGUGCAAUCCAAUUGGCUCAUCGUCCAUCGCGUGCCAUCCAAUAACAGGGCAGUGUGUGUGUCGUGCAGGAGUGGAGGGGAGGCUGUGUGAUUCUUGCCGUGUGGGCUUCUUUGGAUUCUCGUCACGAGGUUGCAGAGCCUGUAACUGUGACCCAAUGGGCUCCAUUUCCAUGCAGUGUCACAGUAACGGUACCUGCCACUGUCGCCAGGGCUUCGUGGGUUACAAGUGUGACAAAUGUGAGUUGAACUAUUUCAACAGCAGAGCCACACACCAGUGUGAGGAAUGCCCAGUUUGCUAUGGCCUCAUCAAGAAACAGGCGGAAAAGCUGAGGACUCGCCUGCAGGAUUUGGAGAAGCUGCUGGCUCACUUUGAUUGCCGAGGUAGAUUUGGGAAGCAGCACCACCUGCUGAAGUAUCACAUGGCCAGGCUUUAUGAGCAUGAGCACCAGAGGGAGGACUCUCUACCCAAUGCUCUGGAGGAUUUUCUGGCCUUCCAAGAAGCGCGAGAGGCCUUCAUAAAACAAUUUUCCUUGCUGGAAGCUUCCACAGGCACACUCAUAGCCCAGCUGCACGGCAUUACAUCCACUUUGAACUGCAGCAUCAGCAUGACAGAGGAAGAGAGGAAGGAGAGGAGGAAGGAUGAAGGGAGCAGGGCCGUGUGUCAGACCUUCACAGAGACUAUGUUCAUGGUCAGAGUGUCUCAGAAACAGCUAAAGCAGGCAACACUGGACCUGGACAACCUGAUCAUUCCUUUUGAGGUGGUGUCAGGACCCAACAAAUGGAAUACUAUGGUCAAUGACUCACAGGCCCUAAUGAAAAGUCACAGAGAAACGGCAGAGCACAUUGAGGCCAUAGCCAGCAGGGCAGCGAGGGCCUCAGAGCAGACCUACAGUUUCCUGAUGGAUCUACUGCAGGACAACUCCACAGAGGAGUACAUCAGGAACCUAACGGAGCAAAUAACACAAAUGCAGCAGCAGAAGGAGAACCUGACAGCACAGGUGAAUGAAACUGCAGCCAAACAGCAGGCCCUGCAGGGGGAAGCUGCAGGUUUAAAGCUUGCCCUGGGUAACAUCACAUCAUCCUUACAUCAGCUGGCUCUGACAGAUGCCAGCCCAUCACCAGAGCCUGACCAAACACACCCAACCAACCAUACAGCAGAGUGGGGCGAGGACCUGCUUAAACAGACGGAAGAGCUGGACCAGAAAAUUCAGACCCAAGACGAUCUCAUCAGUAAGAUCGGAAAGGAGAUGGAGCCUCUAAAACAGACUGCCAGUAAGAAGCUGGAGAUGGUGGACGACAUCAGUGAGCUGCAAGCUCACGCUUGCAAAGGGGCAAAGGUCAUGGCUUUGUCGUCCGUGGUGACAGGGAAAGAGGUGGAAUCUGACGCCAUCACCCUGCACAGAGAGUUACAAUACAUGGUGAGGGAGUGGCCCCGUCGGCAGACCCAGACCAAGGCUGCGAUUAAGAAGGAAAGACCCCUGGAGGAAAAGGUUCUAGCUGAUGUCAGGAAAAGGGUCUCACAGAUUGAGACGAUGCUAAAACCAGUUCUGGAAAACUCCAGCUUCUCCAACACCACGAAGGAGGCAGAACAGACAGCUCAUGCUGUGGUAAAGGAGUCCAAAGCCAUUCUGACCCAGGCCAAGCACACCAGGACUGCAUCGGCUCACCUUAGCUCCCAUAUAGACUCUGCUUUACAACAGCUGGCUGAGCAGGAGAUGCUAGCUGACACAGCAAACUCCCAGAUCACCUCAGAGCCUGAGGUGUCCCUGACUGGCGUUAAGGAAGACAUGGAAGCAGCCAAGCUCCAGUUAAAGGCCUAUUCGGAGACAUUAACGGAGCUAAUCAGCAAGAUUGAUGGGAACGUGCCGCUGGAGCGCUUUGACCGGAUCUUGGACGAGACGGCGCGCCGCCUAAGCAUGCUUCGCGGGAGCGUCGAGAGCCCGACGCUGGGCUCCAAGAUCCAGAAGCUGCAUUCAGCCGCUAAGGAGCAGCACAGCCGAAUGUCCCUAAUUGAACAGGACUUACAGGAGAUCAGGGAGGAGAGAGACAGUCUCAGGGACAUUGCUUUAAACCUGCCUCAGUCCUGCCCUCAGGCCACAGCAGCAGGUAAGGUCUAGAUACUGUAGAUGACAGGGAUUGGGUCAUUGAUAAGACAGCUGAACAUCAGAGAAGUCUGAGGAUUUUGUUAAUAAAAGGGUCGUCUUUUUAUUUAAAAAAAAGUCAGUUAUAUCCUUCAAUAUGCUUCCCUCUUUCCACCUUUUGCCCCAAGGUACAAUUACCAACUCGAGACACCGUCUCACACACAUUCCCACCAACUACUCCUCCACUGUCUCAUUUUUAGUUUUUUCCUUCUUUUUUUUUCUCCCACUCUCUUUUUUUUACCAACAACAUCAGAACUUUAAUUUCACCGUGAAUAAUAAGCAGCCGUUGUGAACUGCUGGAGUGCCCCGUCAACUUUAGAAUAAUGCUGAUUUUCCUUUGUGGGGGUAAAAAGUGUGUCUGAGUGCUCCUCCAGACUGACACAUUCAUUUACACUUGAGCUCUCUUUCAUCAGCCUGGCUUAAUUAACAAUUAGUCCCCUUGGCCUCAGUGGGGUUCAGGUCAGGCUUCAACAGCACACAGCCUGUGUGGAGGAUUCUUACAGCGCUACCUCUCUGUUUUUGUGGUUUCUCCAUUUUUCUUUCUGUCUGUGUCGCUAUCAAAUGGGCAAAUAUCCCUUGUAUUGGGGUCACACUGUCUGGCUCCUAGCUAAUGCUCUAUGUAUUGUGAAUAUGACUCAUGAAGUGAUGUUAUACCAAAAUAACGUAAGGGACACAUAUUUCUGUUUUUAUAAUACUGAAUAACUGAUCAGGAAUCAGAUUUAGACAAAUGGUCUCAUCCAUGUGUUCCAGUUAGACAUCUACUUAUAGUAAUUGUUUUGAGUAUGCAAGGCCUUCACAUACAAACCAUUACAUAAUAAAGUAUACUUGAAAGGGACAUUUUGCAUACUAAAAUGUCUCUAAUUUUUAAUGGACACUAUUUUACAACAGUGCAAUGUACAAUGGAAAUGAAGGAGCUGCUCACAGCUGAUAAAAACUUACUUUUGUAGGUGAUGGUUCAAGGAAUUCUCUCUUUUGGAAAACAAAAACAAUAAAUUAAGUAUUAAAUCCUUAGAAAAC